Arthroderma uncinatum is the source of this 921-nucleotide messenger RNA. Its product is annotated as thymocyte nuclear protein 1. The record is from RefSeq and is a predicted model, not a curated record. The transcript is spliced from 5 exons. The coding region runs from base 1 to 921 and encodes 306 amino acids. Lineage: Eukaryota; Fungi; Ascomycota; Eurotiomycetes; Onygenales; Arthrodermataceae. Gene Ontology annotation, cellular component: nucleus.
AUGGCUGGUUCUAUGGAGGAGAAAGAUCAGAACCUCGCUGAAUCUGAGAAUCCCAGAAAGCGCCGUGGUAGCACCCUGAGAGCCGUCAAAGAGACGGCUGCUUCAUCCCGCCCAAAGCGUGUUGCAACAUCUUUAAAGGCAGUCAUUGCAAAUGAUGUUGUAGCUGAGGCUAAGAGGCGCCCAAAGAGCGCAAAAGUCGAAUCCGAUUCACUAAAAGCGCGUCAAGCCGAAAAAGCCUCUGCUAAAGAUACGGCUAAGGCGGCCGCUGAGCCUGUUCCUGUUAAGAAAGGUAGACCUGGCAAAAAGCCAAAUGCUGCAGCUACCGUGGAUGGCACAGCGGCUGUGGACGGAGCUACCAAGGAUGCAAGGUCCAAAGAUGCAAGCGGUGCCAGUGAAACCAAAAAUGGCAGAUCAUACUGGCUUAUGAAAGCAGAACCAGAGACAAGACUCGAAAAAGGUGUAGAUGUCCGAUUUUCGAUUGAUGAUUUGCGUGCAGCCACCGAGCCGGAAGGAUGGGAUGGUGUCCGUAAUGCAGCCGCGAGAAACCAUAUGCGUGCAAUGAAGAAAGGAGACAUUGCUUUCUUCUAUCACUCUAACUGCAAAGUUCCAGGCAUAGCCGGCACGAUGCAAAUCGUUCGAGAAAGCUCUGUAGAUGAAUCCGCCUUUGACCCCGCCCACCCAUACUAUGACCCAAAAUCAAAUCGCGAUAGCCCCAAGUGGGACUGGGUCCAUGUUCAAUUUCGAAGCAAGUUCAAAAAUUUGGUUACACUUGCGGAUAUCAAAUCUCACGCGAAGCCAGGCGGUGCGCUAGAAAAUCUCCAAAUGGUUAAGCAAUCCCGUCUGAGCGUUUCGCCUGUCACGGAAGAGCAGUGGAAGUUUCUGAUGAGCCUGGCGGAGGAAGAAGAACCUGUGAAAGAAUAG